AUGUAUCGAACUGCGAGGAUAUUGCCGGCGCUGCGCCGAUUGCCCACGAGGCAGACGAGAUGCUUCGGAUUCUCUGAAUCGUCUAGGGCGGCACCAACUAUGGAUUAUCUGCCGAUGCCGUACAUUGAAGAGACGUCUGCCGCGGGUCGAAAGACAUGGGACAUUUUCUCCAAGCUACUUCAGGAGCGCAUUGUCUGCCUCAAUGGCGAAGUCAACGACUACAUGUCCGCCUCGAUUGUGGCCCAACUUCUCUGGCUGGAAUCCGACACCCCCGAAAAGCCCAUCACAAUGUACAUCAACUCGCCUGGAGGUUCCGUGACGUCAGUGUGCGUGGGCGGCGCGGCGUCCAUGGCGGCCAUCCUGCUCGCGGGCGGCGAGGCUGGCAAGCGGUUCGCGCUGCCGCACAGCUCCAUCAUGAUUCACCAGCCGCUCGGCGGGACGCGCGGGCAGGCGUCGGACAUUAUGAUCUACGCCAACCAGAUCCAGAAGAUUCGCGAGCAGUCCAACAAGAUUAUGCGGCACCACCUGAACAAGGCCAAGGGCCACGAGAGAUAUACCCUCGAGGAGGUCAACGAGAUGAUGGAGCGAGACAAGUACUUGAGUGCUGAUGAGGCGCUUGAGCUGGGCGUCAUUGACGAGAUUCUGACGAAGCGAACAGAUGCGGACGUCAAGGAUGAGGACAAGGCUCAAUCGUCAGGCACUCAGUCGUGA
This is a messenger RNA of Cordyceps fumosorosea ARSEF 2679, 711 nucleotides long. RefSeq names its product Peptidase S14, ClpP. Gene Ontology annotation, molecular function: serine-type endopeptidase activity; ATP-dependent peptidase activity; ATPase binding. Bases 1 to 711 code for a protein of 236 amino acids. The transcript has 5 exons. Gene Ontology annotation, biological process: protein quality control for misfolded or incompletely synthesized proteins. Gene Ontology annotation, cellular component: endopeptidase Clp complex. NCBI's taxonomy places the organism in Eukaryota, Fungi, Ascomycota, Sordariomycetes, Hypocreales, Cordycipitaceae. The record is from RefSeq and is a predicted model, not a curated record.